ACAUAAAAACAUUUUUAGUUGUAUAAAGAUAGUUGUUAAAAUUUAUGCUCACGGAUUAUUCAAAUUACAAUAUUUUGAAAGAAAAAACCAUUAUUUUUAAUUUAUACACAAUUCAUAUUUAAAGAUUACUAAUAAUGUCAUAAUGACAGUUUUGAGUAUAUGAUUUAAUAAUCCUUAAAAAAAGGAAAACGAAAACAGAAUGUUGGUGGCCGCUUGCCUUUCCUUUUUCCGGCCACUAACAUUCUCUCUAUAGAAUAGAAGAAUCAUCAAUAAUGGCGUGCCCAUUCAUCGCCUCUAUUUAUUCCUUAAUAAUUGGGCUUUAACUCCGCCUUUUGCAGAUCAUUUAAACAAUGUUUAUUCAAUUUUUCCUUAAUUUUUUCAUUUGCAGCUACAACCCCUAACCGAACCUCUCUAUUUUUUUCUGAAUCUGCUCAACUUGCACGGAUCUCGACUAACUCUACGGAUACCUGUGCAACAGAUACCGGAUAACUUUAUUCAUCAAGUCUAGAUGGAGCUGCAGGAGGAUUCCAAAUCUGAAAUAAAGCAAUUGCUGGGGGCUAAAUGUAAUGGCAGCUGUAAUCAAUCUCAUUUUUUGUGCAAUCCAAUUUGCUCAUUCUUAGAGCAAGAGCAUAGUAUGUUGGAUUCAAGACAAAGGUCAAAGUCGAGUGUGAAACUUUGUGGGCUCAUAUUCUUUUAUGUAAUGGUCAUGUCAGUGGAAACCAUUGGAGGGGUUAAAGCCCACAGCCUCGCAGUUCUAACCGAUGCUGCUCACUUGCUUAGUGAUGUUGUUGGAUUUUCUAUUUCUCUUUUUGCUGUUUGGGUGUCCGGUUGGAAUGCUACCAAAGAACACUCGUUUGGAUACCACCGGCUUGAAGUUUUGGGAGCCUUUAUUUCUGUACAGCUGAUAUGGCUCAUCUCUGGUUUUCUGAUUUAUGAAGCAACUGAGAGAAUGUUCCAUACGAACACCAAAGUGGAUGGGAAGCUUAUGUUUGCUAUUGCUGCAUUUGGUCUCAUAAUAAAUCUCAUCUCUAUUGUGUGGCUUGGCCAUGAUCAUUCUCUCCAUAGCCAUUCAUUCAGUCCUUGCAAGGGUCAUGAUCACGAUCAUCAUGAUCAUGAUCACAAUCAUCAUGACCAUGAUCUCGAUCAUCAUGAUCGUGAUCAUGAUCAUGAAAUGCAAGAAUUGCAUCCAAUAAAUGUAGAUGAGAGCUUGAAAUUGAUAUCAGCAUCCCAUAGUUGCAGCAAACCAUCAAACAUAAAUAUCGAAGGGGCUUACCUGCAUGUUAUAUCUGAUUUGAUACAAUCUGCUGGGGUGAUGAUUGCUGGAGCUAUUAUGUGGUACAAACCAGAAUGGUUGGUUGUUGAUCUUCUCUGUACUAUUUUUUUCUCGAUCUUUGCUCUUAGUACUACUGUACCCAUGCUUAGGACUAUCUUUUCCUUAUUGAUGGAGAGGACACCGAAGGAAGUUGAAAUUGUUCAACUCGAGAGCGGCCUAAAAUCUUUAGCAGGAGUAAAAGAUGUGCAUGACCUGCAUGUUUGGGCCAUCACUAUAGGAAAAAUUGUUUUGUCCUGCCACAUUGUAAUAGAGCCGGGAGUCGACCAAUAUGAAAUUAUUCAGAAUGUUAAGGAAUAUUGUGACACAAAAUACAGAAUUCAUCAUGUAACUGUACAAGUUGAACCAGGUUCAUUUUAGAUUAUAUACAUUACUUAAUUCGUCUC
This is a messenger RNA of Capsicum annuum, 1716 nucleotides long. RefSeq names its product metal tolerance protein B. Gene Ontology annotation, molecular function: zinc ion transmembrane transporter activity. Lineage: Eukaryota; Viridiplantae; Streptophyta; Magnoliopsida; Solanales; Solanaceae. The record is from RefSeq and is a predicted model, not a curated record. Gene Ontology annotation, cellular component: plasma membrane; vacuole. The coding region runs from base 509 to 1690 and encodes 393 amino acids. The transcript is spliced from 2 exons. Gene Ontology annotation, biological process: zinc ion transmembrane transport.